CUCGGUGUAAACAGGAAGAAACGACGGAAAGUAGGUUAAAUCCAGCCAUAAAGAAAAAAAUGUUCGGACGGCAACGAGCGAGUGUCUGAUUUUUGUUUCUGUAUUAGCCGAAGUAAAUGAUGGUUUGUACCACCUGAUAGUAAUUUCCAUCACAGCUUAUAAAAACGGUCGCAAGUUUUUCGAAAAACGCGAUAGAUUCCGUGAGCUCGUCAACAUUAGGCAGAGUGACGCGGUUUCUUUUCACCUGGUUUGCCUACUGACCUAUAUUUAAAAAUAGUCGGAUUUUUCUGAAUUCUGUGAUUUUUGUAUCGCGGAAAAUCGUAAAGAAUGGUUCAAAAAGAAAAUACGUUGGAGACUCCUCAAGUGGACGGUGAGCCGAGCCCCAGCCCAGUCUCCGGAGAGCCUUGUGCAGAGGCCCCUGGCCCGGUAGAAGAGUCCGGCAUCGGAGUUGAAUCGACGGGCCACAGGAAAUUUAUAAGCGGUGUUGUGGAAGGCUUUUAUGGUCGACCAUGGACAAUGGAACAGAGGAAAGAGUUGUUCAGAAGGCAGCAGAAAUGGGGACUGAAUACAUAUCUUUAUGCACCCAAAGACGACUGCAAACACAGAAUGUUCUGGAGAGAGAUGUAUUCAGUGGAGGAAGCAGAGCAACUCAUGACACUAAUUGGUGCUGCUGAUGAGCAUGGGGUAGAGUUCAUCUAUGCCAUUUCCCCUGGAUUGGACAUUACUUUUUCCAACCAGAAAGAGGUUUCUGCACUCAAGAGGAAACUUGAUCAGGUUUCACACUUUGGCUGCAAGUCCUUUGCCUUACUUUUUGAUGAUAUUGACCACAACAUGUGCCCUGCUGACAAAGAAGUGUUCAGCUCAUUUGCACACGCUCAGGUUUCUAUCACGAACGAAAUCUACCAGUAUCUGGGAGAACCUGAAACCUUCCUCUUCUGUCCCACAGAGUACUGUGGAACAUUCUGCUACCCAAGUGUCUCUCAGUCCCCUUACCUCCACACAGUAGGAGAGAAGCUCCUCCCUGGCAUUGAUGUGCUAUGGACAGGCCCCAAAGUAGUUUCCAAAGAUAUCACAGUGGAGUCUAUCGAAGAGGUGUCAAAAAUCCUGAGAAGAGCCCCUGUAAUCUGGGACAAUAUUCAUGCCAAUGAUUAUGACCAGAAGAGGCUUUUCUUGGGCCCCUACAAGGGCCGCUCCACAGAGCUCAUCCCCAGACUGAAGGGAGUCCUCACCAAUCCAAAUUGCGAGUUUGAGUCAAACUUUGUAGCAAUCCACACCUUGGCCACCUGGUACAAGUCUAAUAUGAAUGGGGUGCGCAAGGAUGUGGUCAUGACUGACGGUGAAGACAGCACUGUUUCCAUCCAGAUUAAGUUGGAGAAUGAAGGCAGUGAUGAAGAACUGGAGACAGACAUGCUGUAUAGUCCACAGCUUGCUCUAAAACUGGCUCUUACAGAAUGGCUAGGAGAGUUUGGUGUACCUCACCAAUACAACAGCCGUCAGGUGCCUCAGAGUGGUGCCAAAGGCACGGGCAUAGAUGUGUCAUCCAUGGCUGCUCCAUCUCUUUGCUCCUCCACAACAGUCACAACUGUGUUCCAGCAGCCCAUCAUGUCUCCAGCAAUGCCCCCCCUGUGCCUGGAUCCAAUCUCACUCCCCAUGGCAAAGAGACCUCAGGAGGAAGAGGAGGUGGAGGUGGAAAAGAAGGAUUCGGAUGAGGAGCCCAUGGAGAUGGUGGUUGAGAAGCAGGAUGAGGCAGAGCCAGAAGCAGAAGUAGACCCAGAAGAGAAGCAUGUAGGUCCUAUUUUGACCGACAAGAUGGCUGAGGACCUGAAGCCUAUGGAUACAGACAAAGAGAGUCUGGCAGAGUCCAAGUCUCCUGAGGAGUCAAUCCAGGAGGACUCUGGUAGUGAUAUUGCCCCUAUGCAGACAGAUGAUCAGCUCAAACAGGUGCUGCAAACAUUUGAAGUGUUUGUACCCGGGCCCAAUGAAAAGCCACUGUUCACAGCAGAGCCCCUUACCCUGGAUGAUCUGUGCUUGCUGGCAGAGCUCUUUUAUCUGCCGUAUGAACAUGGACCCAAGGCCAUGCAAAUGUUAAAGGAGUUCAACUGGCUAAGAGCGAACAGCAGCGUUGUUAGUGUCAACUGCAAGAGGAGAGAAUCUGAAAAGGUAACAGAGUGGAAGACACGGGCAGACAAGUUUGAGGAGAUGUGCUGCUCAGUCAUCCAGAUGUUCACACGGCUAUCUAAUACAGCCAAUCGCACCAUCCUGUAUGACCUCUACUCUUACAUCUGGGACAUCAAGAGCAUCAUUUCUAUGGUCAAGUCUUUUGUCCAGUGGCUCGAUGGAAGAAUCCACAGUACAAGUUUCUACUGCUAUUGGAUCGACAGUGACCGAUGGUGUCGUAGUCAGUCCUCAGCACAAUUCCUUAGAGGAGACCAAGAGCCCUGGGCCUUUAGGGGAGGUCUAGCAGGAGAGUUCCAGAGAUUGUUGCCAAUUGACGGGGCAAACGAUCUUUUCUACCAACCUCCACCUUCAUUGCCAACCUCAAAAAUCUAUACCAUAAGGCCGUACUUUCCCAAAGAUGAGUCUGCAGUGUAUAAAAUAUGUAGAGAGAUGUACUGUGAAGGAAUGGAAGAUGUGCCAUUCUCUGAUGAGGAUCCUGACCUCAUAGGAGACAGGUUGGUAGGAGGUCUCCUGACACUAAGUUCAGACUAUGGGUUUGUGCUAGAGGAUGAUGAAGGGAUCUGCGGUUAUGCUCUCGGCACCGUAGAUGUUAAACCCUUCAUCAAAAAAUGCAGUUUGAACUGGAUUCCCUUCAUGCAAGAAAAAUACCACAAACCUGACGGUGAUAAGGACCUCACAGAGGCUGAGAAGAUUAUGCUGAGUUUCCACGAAGAGGAGGAGGGUCUUCCAGACUCUUUCCUCUCCAACUUCCCCUCUCUCAUCAAGGUUGACAUUCACGCCAAAGUCACUGAUCCCAGCGUGGCCAAAAGCAUGAUGGGGUGUCUGUUAUCUUCUCUUAAGGCCAAUGGGUCCCGCGGUGCGUUCUGUAAGGUUCGACAGCCUGAUAAGCGAAUGUUGGACUUUUAUAGUAAGCUGGGAUGCUUCGAAGUGGCCAAAAUGGAAGGCUUUCCCAAAGAUGUCAUCAUUAUGGGGCGCAGCCUUUGAAGAAAUGUCCUGCUAAACACUAACGGACAAAGAGCAAAUUGACAUAGUUUAAACAUGUUUGCUACCUUCAUGAGGACAAACUUUCAUGGUGGUUUUUAUACCACGGUACCAUCUGGGCUCUUUUUAGGAUUUAUGUGAGGAAGCGCAGCAGAUUCCUGUGCUGCUCUUAGAUAUUUUGGCUCUACUGGAUUCAGCACGUCAAAGACCAAGGAGUGCUAUGUUGUCUCUUUCAGUCAAUAACACACAAGUGGGACCCUUCCUCUGAUCCCACUGCUCCUAUAUCUGCAGGAGGAUGAAAGAGAUCGCUCCAUAAGCUUUUGUUUUGUUUUUUUUUGUUCGGUGGCCAUUACAUGAAUUUUACCUGCAUGCCCUAAUGCAGAGCGUCUGUAACUGAAGUGAAGGCUUAGCUGUGAAUUGAGAAGCCUGUAUCUCAGGUAGUGUAGUAACUACCCUGACUUUCUGUUUUCCCAGUUGUGACAUAGAGGAAUAACGUAGAUGCUGGCUUAGGUGGAACAUAUUUAUACGAUAUGAGGUGCUAUUUGAGAGUUUGCCUUUCAUUUUCAAAUCAUGGUAUUUUUGGGUCGCUCCACAACAUACUUGGGGAUGGAGGCCUUUUAAGUAGUGUGUCUAAUAAAAUUGAUGUGAAAUGCUGUACAUAUGAAGAGUGGACAGUUGUAGCUUUUUAAGGUUUUGUGAAGCCCUGAGUGAAAUAUUGCCACAGACCAGCAAAGAAAGUCAACCAGGAGGUCCUUUGAAUUUCUGUUCUAGUAGUAGGCAUUUGGGAAGCAAUAAAAAGCUUCCAUUUGUUCAUAAACUUGUUUCUCAAAUUGCAUCUCUAACUUUAAUGUUGCCCCUCUUUUUUUCAGCCAUUGCCUUCUCGUUCAUUGCCUUUUGAUUUCAGGUUUAUAAUGUAGACCAAGCUUUGUGUCCAGUUUAUCAGACACAGCUAGAGAUGGCACAUUGUUGGUAGUGUUCAAAUUCCAGAGAUGUAGCCUGACACUCAGUCACAUGUCUUAGUUUUUGCUGUACCAGAUCCAUAACUUCGAGCACAAAUCCCUUCAGUACAGCUGGCUAAAAAUCUCAUAUAGUACUAUUUUUAGUUAUGUUAAAUUCUCCAUUUAACUGUUGUUGAAAUGUUUUCUCUUUGAAUUAAAAUGUCAAGUUUACCACAGUUUAGUUAGUUCCUGUUUGAAAGCACGAGCAUUUAAAGCAACACUUCCUGAGUGCACUACCCCGUGGGACCAAAAUGUUCUCUUUUUUGGGGGGGGGGGGGGUUGAAUGAAGAACCCUAAAACUCUGACCUACUGUUCAGUUCACUCCUGUCAUCCCUCACUACUUUGUUUCAGCGUUGCAUACCGGUGAAAGUAUUCUCAGCGAGUGUUCUUACGAUCACUGAGGUUGAGUCCUGUCACCAAAUGUCAAAGUGGCACUGGUUCCCAUACUGUUUUUUUUUUUUUUUUUUUUUUUUUUUAAAGUCACAUUUCUAAUUAUUUUCUUAUAAAUCUGUGGCUAUUUUUUUUAAGCACUUUGACUAUAUGAGUGUUUAACUGGUUAAAUGAGGAUCUUUGGUUGUUACUCAGUAGCUGCCUGCCAAUGUGAUGUUUUGAAACUGUGCAUGAGGUGUAAUGGAUUUGUUUUGGCAGAUGUUAGAAAAAAAAUUGCCUCAUCUGAAGCUACAUAGAGGAAGAAGCAUGUCACUCACCCCUAUGAGUAUAAUACUGUUCUCAGAGUCUGUAAACUCUGUCAAUGAUAAAGUGUUAUUUUGUAUUAUCUUUAUUGAAAUUGUCAGCAAUUUGUCAGCUGGCCUAGUUACAACCCCUUGUCCCGUACAGCCGUCCUACCUGUCAGCCAGGUGUGAAACUCACCCACAGAUCUGUUAUCUGUCAGCUUAAACGACGGCACAAUUUUCACACUUGUCUUAAAUGGUUCAGUUUGCAGUUUGUUGAUGCUCAAACUUUCUCCUCUGCCAACUAGGUUUGAUAAAACUGGGCUGUGAACGAAAGGGGGCUCCAAAUGUACAUUUUCAGUUAAGGGUUGUGGGGAGGGUUCAUUAAAUUGACAUUUUCCAUUGUAAAGUUUGUAUGUUAAAAAAAAAUAUAUAUAUAUAUAUAAAAUGGAAAAACUAAUAAACAAUAAGUGACUUG
Messenger RNA from Archocentrus centrarchus (flier cichlid), 5306 nucleotides. RefSeq names its product O-GlcNAcase (gene oga). The coding region runs from base 328 to 3162 and encodes 944 amino acids. The transcript has 19 exons. NCBI's taxonomy places the organism in Eukaryota, Metazoa, Chordata, Actinopteri, Cichliformes, Cichlidae. Gene Ontology annotation, molecular function: beta-N-acetylglucosaminidase activity. The record is from RefSeq and is a predicted model, not a curated record. Gene Ontology annotation, biological process: glycoprotein metabolic process.